Somion occarium is the source of this 4032-nucleotide messenger RNA. The record is from the annotation of a GenBank genome assembly. Lineage: Eukaryota; Fungi; Basidiomycota; Agaricomycetes; Polyporales; Cerrenaceae.
GCCUAGCUUGGCUUUAACCGCACACUGUCGCACUCAUCUUUGGACAGAGUCCCUAUAAUUUUCAGUAUGUAGCUCAAAUACGAAUGCACAAACCGGUGCUGAUGUUUUCGACAUGAUUGUAUAGCGGUUACUGCGGUGGUUCACGUUGUCAGCCAGCCACGCCAUGCCCUCAUUUCUGUCGAAGGUCUUUGGACGUAAGAAGGACGAACAUGCCUCCUCCAAACGUCAUUCUGCAACCUCGCUGCUGGAAGGCAAGUUUGAAGCAGUGUCUCCUAAUGUCUCACCAUCCGCCACUCACUUUACGGACUCCCUUCCACGAGUGAAUCAGAAGGAGAAAGAGAAAGACAAGGAUACUGCGUUUUCGUUGUUUCGGCCCAAGUCUCGUCAACCCCCUGCUCCUAGCCUCGACACUGCAAGACCUUCAUCUCCCAGCCCUAUUCUUACGCUCAACCUCUCAGAACCGAAAGAGGACAAGCGUCGCACACUCGGUGUGGUGUUUGAAGCAGACCCUGACAAUCAACGCGUUCUGCCUGAAUCCGUUAUUGGUGAAAGGCGUCUGAACUCUGCAGAGACCCUUUCAUUAGUGAAGGCAUGCUCGGCCGCAAUUGUCAGUCGUGGUGGUCUCGAAAGCCUCGGUGUGAUGCACCCGCACUGGUACUCCGCCUCGCCGGACGUACAGCGCAAGCUUAUUUCGCUCUUUAUCCUUUCCUUGGCCCCUCAAAGUCAAGCCCCCACGCUCCCUGUUUCUCCCUCCUCUUCUUCCCUCUUAUUUGAAUCGGAGCUAUCCUACACUCGCUCGCCGCAUGAUAUUGCAGCCAUCCUCCGGUGGGCUUUGCGUCACCUUCAGCUGGACGGCAAUUCAUUCGGAACCAGUUCCUCUGCUGAGCCUGGAAGCGAGGAAGCAUGGCGUUGGUACACCGCGUUUGCAGAGGCCGAACGGGCUUUGUCGUACCCUUCAAAUGCGUUCUCACAAUCGCUUACCCCCGAAUUGCCAACAGCUCAUCAUCGACUACUAACAGCUACAUUGGAUAUCAUCUCUUCGCUUGCUGCUCACGCCGAGACCAACGGAAGCUCUGGAAGCAAACUCUCCAAGUUCCUGGGUCUGUGGCUCCUGACUGCUCAACGUUCCCAAGAAUCCGACGAUUGGAAUGCCUUCUACGCGCGCUGGGAGCGCGCCGGUCGUAUUUUAGAACACAUUUAUCUGUCCUACAUCCGGGAUGAAGCCUCUCACGAAAAGAUGCCUCUACGUCUAGUUGAGUUGGUGAAACAUUACCCGUACGGCAAGACUUCUUCUGAGGAUGCCCUCCUUCCCCGCCCGCGCUUCUCGACACGUCAAUAUGACACUCUGUUUGUUCGGGUGGAAGCGCAACUUCCUGAUAAACGGUCUACGAAGCCGAAACUCCAUCCCGUGCAGCUCGUCCAGGAAGCACUCAAGGCCGAAGUUGAUUCAAAUGCUGGCGAGCAUGUUCAGUUGUGGGAACGUAUCAGGCAGGUUUCCCCUGAAGAAGAGGACACAUCGGCUGCAUUCCAGUUAUCACGCAUCUUUGAUGAGGACACUCUGAACCUCCUUUCACUUAUACCGUUAGAAGGGACAUCGCCUACCAUAAGUAUCACCAUUCCGCCAUCGAAUGUUCGCCCAGUUCGCAGACGUUCAACUUCUCUCGGAGGGCCUACUGCUGCCAAUGGCAAUCGCAAGGGACCAAGUAAUGGCGAAAGUGCUGGCACCAAUGGUAGCCUAACGGCUUCACCGACCAUCCCCUCAUCUCCUACGGAUUGGGCGGAUUUUUCCUCUGCCGGAUUCGGUGACAUCACCUUGGGCAAGGACUUCGCUGCUACUCUCUUGGAUACUGACGUCGAGAAGACCAGUCCUCCGGAUGUUUCUUCUCAAGGAGGCAAGAAGCGUCGAGCUACUUCUCCCACUAUUCCCGUAUCCGCUAACCGGCGGUCAUCGGCUGACAAUCCCCAGGCUAUAGCCAAUAGGAUUGCAGCUCAGAUGGACGCUGCGAAAGAGACUUUGGAGGUCAAACGGAAGGCUUCCGCUGUCAAAAUGAUCCAGAUUGACGAGGCGUUUAUUGACUUCUGGAGUGAUGCUUUCACAGAUCCCAUCGCUGCCUCUUGGCCGGCUUUCGUCGUAUGUCAGCUGAAGCCUAGCUUAGGGCUUAGCGUUGACGGGAAGGCAGUCAACUGGCUCGUGAUCGAGCAUGUCUUCACGUAUCCAGCACCUCCCCCUUCGCCAGUCUCACCUUCCUCUCCAGUGAAACGAGCUGCAUCACCCAAACCGUCCCUGCGUUCGAACAUUUCCACUCGUAAGAGCGGCACAUUUAACGCGGCAAGGAAACGAUUCACCUUCUUCAGCGGUUCGGAGUCGGCGAAGGGAUCGAAUGUGAAGGCUUCUGGUUUGACCAGCCCCGGCUUAGGAGGAAGGAAGCGUGGCGGAAAGUCUCCUCGUAUUGGCGAAAUGGGCGAAAUCCUGCCUGAUGUGGAGGAAGGUUCUUCAGAGCCAACGUCUGCCCAACCCACAUCGUCACCUUCUGGCCUGGGUCUUCUUGAUGAUGCGCCAGCGGUCCCUGCCAAGGCUGAGACGCCUAGGGCGGAAUUGUCUCCCGUACCUGUUGUCGAUGCACCUCCUGCUGCAGAGACGGUGCCUGUCGCUACUGAACCCGUGAAUGUAGAUGAAGACAGAACGAAACUUACUGCAAUCCAUCCGCCCCAACCCACACCAACGUCUCAUGUUUCGAAUGGACCAAGUGAUGUUGCUGAAGCUGCCGCUGCAACGGUGCCUGUUCCUGAGAAGACGUUGCCUUCUGCUCCCGAGCUUGUCGUUCAGACUGGAGCAACCCUCGGGCCUGAGGUUGCCUUGAGCUCCGGUGGGCCCGUAGUACAAGCUGAGGCUACCACUACCGCUGCAUCGGAGAUAAAUCAAGGGCUUGUUGAGAGAGUGGUCGCUCCUGAAGAACCCACUGAGCCAGCUCCGGGCUUCCAACAAUCUGAAGCGAAGGUUGAUGAGGAUGUUGACGAGACUCCACUGGCGUCGCCGGCGACUACAAAGGUUUUUGAGGGUAUCCCUUCCCAAGAUAAUGUCAGCAGCCCUGGUGAAGAAACUGUCGUGCAGACGGGAGGUUUAGGCAAACCGCUCCCAACGGAAAAGGCUGCAGAAGAUCUUACUGAGCCGGAUGUGAUAACAGAAGACAAACCGGCUGUGUCUGAACCCUUUUUUGAGCCGUCAACCACCAAUGCCAGUCUUCAACCAGUUGGGACCGUAGAAGCACCCAAUCAACACCCGGUCUCCAAUGAAAAGGAGCCUUUGGCACAAACGGAGGUCAUCUCACAGAUCCCCAAGUCAGCUACCGAAGAUACCGAAGAGAUUCCGGAGCAAACGAAGACACGAAGUCAUACUGCGGACGCUGAGACCAAGAAGGGGGAAGGCCUGCAAGGAGAUAGCCCAGAUGUAUCUGUCUAUUCAAAGGGUGCGGAAGGCGGUACGCUAGCGCAAGAUGCUGUUCCAGGCUUUGCGGCUCCCAGCCAAACGACGUCGCAAGAAACAGAUGGUGGCGAAGAUAAAUCCACCCUUCCUGAUCAUAUUCAAGGAAAUGGCUCAAGUCAACCUAGUGAAAGUGGCGUUGUGCCGGUUGAGCACGCUUUACAGGAACACGAUGUUGUCGGUGGCAAACCGACACCGACUGUCUCCGAGGAAGAAACACCUAGUGCUGGAGAGACGCCUUCUACAACUCAGUCGUGAUACCCCUGAGCUCUUAUACCCCCUAAUACCCCGUCCUCCAUCCGUAAUGAUGUUGUUGUCUAGUCUUGUUGUUUAUGAUCCGUCUGUUCCUAUGGUUUCAUGCUGUUGGAUUACUCUAUGCUCAGUUCGCGCGAGAUAUUCAUCCUAUAUCUUCUGCCCUUGGACUAUCAUUCACUUCUCCUACAUUGGACGCAGUCUUGAUGAUCAGUAGCUCAUGUUUCAAUAGAUCAUUCAACUUGGUGUCGUCGUACGAAUCUCUUGUACAUCUGGGUGAACCACGAACAUGAGAUUAC